Molecule: messenger RNA, 7706 nt
Organism: Limanda limanda (common dab)
Lineage: Eukaryota; Metazoa; Chordata; Actinopteri; Pleuronectiformes; Pleuronectidae
Gene: tnk2b
Product: tyrosine kinase, non-receptor, 2b
Exons: 20
Coding region: 611-4144 (1177 amino acids)
Biological process (GO): negative regulation of epidermal growth factor receptor signaling pathway; signal transduction; regulation of keratinocyte differentiation
Cellular component (GO): extrinsic component of cytoplasmic side of plasma membrane
Molecular function (GO): protein serine/threonine/tyrosine kinase activity; ATP binding; protein tyrosine kinase activity
Source: RefSeq, a predicted model, not a curated record
ACGGGGCUGGUGACACCAUUCACCUAACUCUGAUCCACUCCCGGCUUCACUCAUGCCUCGGCCGCCGGGAGCCUUCACGUGGUCGGACAUGCUGAGCCUGUAGCUGGAGACGCACCGGAACAGGAGGUGACAGCAAAGUGACAGGUUGAGUCUCUGAGGCUGAAUCUGUGAGGCUGAAUCUCUGAGGCUGAAUCUUUGAGGCUGAGUCUCUGAGGCUGAAUCUUUGAGGCUGACAGGGUAAAGUCCAGGUGACUCUCGUACAGCAGACUGGGGAUAAAUCAGGCUUUUCCUGCAGCACACACAUGGGUUUGUGUUGACCAAUGGAUGGAGAUGAAAUCAUGUAAGUGUGUGCUGAUCCUGCAUUGCCAUGGACUCUGGGUCUCAUCUGCGCGUGGUCGGCCUUCUGUCAUCAACCUGAGAGCAGCAUCUACAGUAUCGGAGCAGAGGCCGGACUCAGACCAGGAGAGAGAAGCAGUGUGGACCUCGAGGCAGGCUGACUGAACGACUGGCUGAGUAAGUGCCUGGGCUGCUCGCUGAUAGGAGCUGUGGCUAUCUGAGCACUUUGAGGACACAUAGCCCCGGGGAAAUACCGGGCGGGUGGUGGAGCCCCAUGAUGGGGGAGACGGCGGAAUACCAGAGGCUGCAGGACACCUCAGAGCCCGACUACCAACGCAUGCCCAGCGAUGACGAAGAGAAACUGGGCAGUAGCAUGCAGUGUGAGGAAGGCACAGAAUGGCUGCUGGAGCUGCUGAUGGAGGUGCAGUUGCAGCAAUACUUCCUGCGGAUCAGAGAUGACCUUAACGUAACGCGGCUGUCACACUUCGACUACGUGAAGAACGAAGACUUGGAGAAGAUCGGCAUGGGUCGACCUGGGCAGAGACGUCUGUUGGAAGCUGUGAAGAGGAGGAAAGCCAUGUGCAAGCGCAAGUCCUGGAUGAGCAAGGUGUUUAGCGGAAAGCGCCCAGACGGAGGAGACAUCCCCCUGCAGGGUCAGCCGGCCUCCUCCUUUCGAAAGUUAUCCCACACGCCUCCACUGGUCCUGGGGGAGGGAGUCCUGGCCACACAGCCUGGUGGUGGUCCUCUGGAUGGGCAGCAGCAAGCUCUGACCUGUCUCAUCCCUGAGAAGGACUUGACUUUGUUUGAGAAGCUCGGGGACGGCUCCUUUGGCGUCGUGAAGAGAGGGGAGUGGCUGACACCUGCAGGGAAGGUGCUGAAUGUAGCUGUGAAGUGUCUGAAGACGGACGUGCUCAGCCAGCCCGACGCUCUGGAGGAUUUCAUCUGUGAGGUCAACGCCAUGCACUCCCUGGACCACCAGAACCUCAUCCGCCUCUACGGUGUGGUGCUCACACACCCAAUGAAGAUGGUGACGGAGCUGGCUCCUCUGGGUUCCCUGCUGGAGCGUUUGCGAUGUGUCCGUCCCCAGGGUCCGGCGUUGAUCCACACUCUGUGUCAGUACGCUGUGCAGGUGGCCUGUGGCAUGGCCUACCUGGAGCAGAGGCGCUUCAUUCACAGGGACUUGGCAGCCAGGAAUAUUCUGUUGGCCUCGGCUCAGAAAGUGAAGAUCGGUGACUUUGGCCUGAUGAGGGCGCUGCCUAGCAACCAUGAGCACUAUGUCAUGCAGGAGCAUCGCAAGGUCCCAUUUGCAUGGUGCGCCCCCGAGAGUCUGAAGACCAGAACGUUCUCCCAUGCUACAGACACGUGGAUGUUCGGUGUCACCCUCUGGGAGAUGUUCACACAUGGCCAGGAGCCUUGGCUGGGUCUCAAUGGGAGCCAGAUUCUGCACAAAAUUGAUAAAGAAUGUGAACGCCUCCCAAAGCCAGAGGACUGUCCGCAGGAUGUCUAUAACGUGAUGCUGCAGUGCUGGGCACAGAAACCAGAUGACAGACCAACUUUUGUCGCCCUGAGAGAGUUCCUGCUUGAGAGCAUGCCCACAGACAUGUCUUCUCUGCAGGACUUUGAAGAACCUGACAAACUACAGAUCCAGCUCAAUGAUGUCAUCACCAUCAUAGAGGGAAGGGCCGAGAACUACUGGUGGCGAGGUCAAAACAAGCGCACCCUUCAGGUGGGGCCGUUCCCCAGAAACGUAGUGACAUCAGUGGCGGGUUUGUCGGCUCAUGACAUCAGCGUACCACUCAAGAACAGCUUCAUCCACACUGGACACGGAGACAGCAACCCUGGCCGCUGCUGGGGCUUCCCUGACAGGAUCGAUGAUCUGUACCUGGGGAACCCCCUGGAUCCUCCUGACGUCCUGAGUUUAGAUCUCAGUGGGACUCGGCCCACACAGCUUCCAGGACGAGCUAAAAAGCCCUGCUACGAUCUCGUCAAUGAGGACGAGGAUUUGACCUCUGCAGGACUAAAAAGAUUAUCACUUCGGAUGACUGGUUCCGUCAAAAGCUUAAAAAUCAAACCCGCUGCGUGGGUCUCUGCUUCCAAACACGGGAUUAGCCGUAGUCCGGGCUCAGGCUACAACCCAAACGGUGAAGUGUCCCUCAUUGACUUUGGGGAGGAGUUCUCUCCGUCCACUCCCUCCCCCUCCCCUGUUGUAGAAGUUCAGUUCCCCUCUCUGGCGGAGCUGGCUUUAGAAGCUGAGAACAUCCUGGACCGCACUCCUCCUCAGAGUCCGUCCAGAUCCUUGCCCCGCCCCCUUCACCCUACACCAAUAGUGGACUGGGAUGCACGACCUUUACCUCCACCCCCAGCCUAUGACGAUGUAGCCCAAGAUGAAGAUGAUAUGGAGGUGAGCUCCAUCAACAGCUCAGAGCAGCAGCUUGAAGAAGAGCAGAGCGAUGUUCUAAACCCAGCUGAUGCUCCCGUCUCCUGGGGUCAAGACAGAUCGGGCCUGGAGGACAACCUCUUCCUCCCCAGCCAGCAGAGCCAGGGCCUGUCCACAUCUUUCUCCCAGUCGGCAGAAAUCUUCCAAGAACUCCAGCAAGAGUGCAUGAGGAGGCUCAACGUACCGAAAGGAAGCACUGCCCGGUCGAGCUCGCCAUUCCACACAUCAGCGUUGUUUCCCCACACGUCUCUGACCCAGGAACAGAGUGUCUUCGCCUCCGGUGAAGACAAACCCCAGAUCCCCCCUCGUGUCCCCAUCCCACCUCGCCCCAUAAAAAGGGGAGACUACACAUCUGCUCGCUGGUCAAGAGAUCUCUCUCUUUCCCCAACUCUAGUAGAUGCCACAGAGAACAUUUCAGGCCCGGUUCAGAACCGACCACCUCAGAUCCCUCCAAGGGACCCUUUGUCUCUGCCAGGCUCCAGGACUCCCAGCCCCAUGGGCCCGGUAGUGGGCUCCCCCCAGCAGAGAAUCUACUCUGUCAGCCCCAUCACCAUGCAGGUUCCCCUUACAUCCUGCCCCCCCGCACAUGCCUAUGGCUCCUACCUCUCCACCUCUCCAGGUAAACUCAUGCCGACCACACACAGCUUCGCCUCAGAUCCUAAAUAUGCUGCACCCAAAGUGAUCCAGGCGCAGGGGAAGGACUCUACCAGUAAGGGCCCUUGCAUCCUCCCCAUCGUACGUGACGGAUGUAAAGUGAGCAACACCCACUAUUACCUUCUGCCAGAGAGGCCGCCGUACCUCGACCGAUACGAUCGCUUCUUCAGGGAGGCAGAGAGCCUUCCUGCUGGUGGCAUGGAGGAAAGGCAAGUACGGCAAGCCAACACUGCCACCGUCAGACCCAUGGUGGUCAGCAACCACACUGUCCAGGGACAUACCCAGGGACAGGGCCUUGUCCAGCUGGGGGAGCUGAAGGCUAAUUUCUCCUCCAACAAUAACAGCAGUCUGGGUGGACCCCGGUCAGGGAUGAGGACGUCACUUAGUCUCCCUCGCGUCUGCUCGGAAGGGUUCACGGCACCCGCCAUCACGGCUUCCUGCACCAGGACAGAUGGGGGAGUGAACUCAGCUGACAGGGUCAAAAUGGUGCAGGAGGCGGUGCAUGGUGUCACGAUAGAGGAGUGCCAAGCUGCCCUGCAGAACCACAACUGGAACGUCCAGAAAGCUGUGCAUUACCUAAAGGUGGAGCAGCUGUUCUGUUUAGGUCUGGGGAGCAGGUCCGAGUGUCUGAAGCUGCUGGAGACGUGGGACUGGAACCUGGAAGUGGCCAGCACGCAGAUGUUAGAUAACUAUGGAUCCACGAGGCAGAGACGGUGACAGAAAUCUCAAGCUGCUGAGCUCUGAUUGGAACUUCAUCCUCAGUCAAACAUCCUCAGAGGAGGUGAUUCGACUUCUUUCUGCUUGAAGCCUCCAAUCAGACGACUGUUAUUUGACUUAUCACCGAACUUCAUCAUGGUUCAUUCAGGCUGACCAUGGACACAGGAAAGUAACUCGGGGGCAGCAAAGAAGAAAUGGGACAAAUUUCAACCUUGUUUUGAAGAAUUCAUCAUUGUUGCACUUAAGAAGUUGUCUAACGGCACCCAGCGCUUUUUAAAGGUUUUUAAAGGCUAAAAAAGAGUCAGCCUGAAAUGUGUCACUCAAACACUUCUGUGUGCCACCCAACUGUCAAUCAUCACUGCGGCUCGUACACUGAUGGCCAAGUGCAGAGAAACACUUUAAUGCCUUUCUUUUGUACAAGUCAUUGAGCAGUCAGGGUGGGCGUGAAGCUGUAGAGGCCACCGUGAGAGGAAGAGCACAAUAUACACAUAAGCACUUUCUAAUUGUCAAGAGCUUGGAGAGUUUGACUGAAAACCGGGAUCAUAUUUACCGAUCACUGUCUCAACUAAAGAUUGUGCAGUGAAUGUACAGUUGGUUCUAUAAGAAUGAGCAGCCUGCUAUGCAGCUGAGGAAUCUGCAUCACCGUGUGAGGCAAGGGUUUCAAGAGCAGUGACAAAUAAAUCAUAGACUUCCCAACAAAUCAAUAUUUGACAUAUAAAGAAAUGUGUCAUCACAAAGAUUGUCCAUAAAAAAUGUGCAUUUUAUAUUUAAUGAGGGAAGUUACUAACAACGUGGUAUUGGACACUCUGUGCUAAGAGUCAAAGGUCAAACCAGUCAAGUGUUGACAUGAAUCUAGAAAAUGAUCAGAGACCGGCAGUUUAUACUCAGUGUUUAAACAACACACCUUUUAUACAGAGACAUGUAUCGUAUAAUAACAAAACAACAUCUUUAUUUUAUUGUAAUAUAUUUUGAACACAGUUCUAAGGAAUAAGAGAAGGCUGUCAUGUCUGAGACUGGGCCGGCCAUUUCUUAAUUAAAUAUACUGUGCUGUUUGAUAUAGCACAAAUUAAAGUACUUGUCAGACUUCAAGUAAAUUCAUCUUCUGCACAAAGCUGUCUAGGUCCUGAAUAUCUAAUGUGUGAGUCAUAUUCCGGGAAUCAGGGCAAAUUAAGUCUUUUCAAAAACUGAAUCACAAGAGCAAAUCAGUCACAUCGCUCGGCUCCAUUCACUCUGCCAUAAAUGUUUCAUGGACAGUUUCCCAGUAAUACAGCGAAGAAUGUAACAACACAAAAAAAAACUUCAAUAGGAUAAAAGCUGGUCACUGUGCAGACUUGUAGCUGAGCUGCUGUGGUUUGGGGUUAUCUGGAUGCCAGUGCCUCUAGGAACCUGUCUGCCAGACUUGAAGAAGAUGCCUUGGGUCAGUGACAACAACUGAGGACAUCAUUGCUCUAAAUUUCCAUCAUGGUAAUUGUGGUCUGCAAAAAUAAUUUCCUCUUCAUAAGUAGCUCCGCACCAUUGUUGUUUAAAAUAAACAAUAAUGAGCCAUUUUCCCUCUGUGUGUCAGUGCUCCUGAUCAGCAGUUGUCACUGACUGUUACCAUGGAAACAUGGCUCUUAUUUUUAAGUUAGCUUGAUGGUUUAAUAGCUGUUUGGUUUUUUUUACCAAUAAAAAUGCAUUAGACAAAUCUAAGUGCUAAAUUAAAGGCCAAUGCCAGUAAUUUUCAUUCUGGGACCUAUGGGUAUGUAAAUGAAUCCUACUUACAAAAACUUUUAUGAAUCAGUCCAGUAGAUCCUCCCCUUAAAAAAAUGUUUUUGGCGAUAAAGCCCUUUUAGAGACAUUUCAUGGACUGUCACAGUUGCCCCAUAAGUUUAUAUUGUCGUCACUGUUGCGUUGACAAUCUACUGGACUGAUUCCAAAAGUUUUAAGUACCGUUCAUUUACCGAUCUACUUUAACAAAGAUAGGGCCCAGGUUUAAAAAAAUCCAGAAAUUCCUCUUCAAGACUAGUCUUACAGCUAAACUAGUCUACAAUCUCUUUGUGCAACCGGUGUCUGAUCUAUGACCAUUGCAACAAAGUCACAGACCCCAGAUCCAGUCUUUCUUUAUUCCUCAGCUGAAUACUCCUGCCAGUUCUGCAUUUUCUGCAUGUUUCCAGAUUAUGCUGGCAGCCAAUAACAUCAACGUAGAGAAAUUUAGCCCAAGGCACAGAUCCUGUUCCAUAAUCAUCACUUUAAACCAAAACUGGAAUAUUUUGGUCAGAAGCUUCAGGGGCAAUUAUUCAAAACUUCUAGGACACCUCAGCUUUGGCUGAACUCACUGCCUGACAUGAUACAUUCUACCAGUUUAUUGUCACAGUCAACAAUGAAUACUUUAAAACUCAAUAUAGAAACCUUUGGGCCUGUGCUGCUGUUUAAGUCAUAUAAACUUUUCAUAUGAAGACGGUGAAAGAAAAGGCAAUAAAAAGCAUUUAAUAAGCAUUAACCUCUAAAAUUCACUUUUAUAUCAGCAAUACUGAGACGAUAUUUGGUUAUCACACACGAUCCCUAUGGUGCUUCUCUCUAUAGCAACAAAGAACCAUUUUUGCCAACUGGUGCCCAUCCGUGUAAUUACCAUAUACAUGUCUAUGGCCCUGGCUUUGCUCCAAACCCACUAACCCCUUUGCAUGGCCUCAAAAAACAGUAUAAACAGUGUGUGACACAUCUGAGCACAAUCUGUUUGGGCAGAAACGUUCGGGCAGCCUCUGAAAAAAGCUUCUGUUGAGCCACAACCAGCCUGUUUUUCUGCCUGAGUGAACUAAGAGCCUAAAAAAGCAAAACAAAAAAACAAAAACAAGCUAAAGGAGGUAUUUAUAAAGGAUGUACAGGACUGAUUUAUACAGUCAUAGCUUUCUCCUGUCUGCAAUAAGGCUGCUGUAGAACCUGUGACCUCCCAGUCUGUCCAUCCAUCAAUGCCACCCACUCCUGAAAAUACCAUGGAGCUGUCUCCUCUUUCAUGAUGAAUCCUAGCAAUUGAACGCACACCGUUUUCAGUGUCAAGUGUUUGGUGACUCAGUUUUCCUCCCUGGGUAAUUCCUCCACUGAUCCACAGUCAGUUCAGACAUUUCCCUUCUGGCUUGUGUUUGCGUUAGAGUGUAAAUCAGUGCACGGGGACAACUGGAUGUGAGGGCUGCCUCUGUUCUGUCCAUGUGUUGUUUGUCUUUAUACCAAGCUGCUGUAGUUGUAUUAGAAGGACCGAACCUUGUUGUGUUAGGAUCAACCCAAAGAGACAUUGUCCUGUUGUGGUGUUGACCCUGAUGUUUGAAAAAAAUAAACUCUGUUCAGCUCUUUGUUCGCAAGAAAAACAUGUUCAUUAGAAACUGCUACUUUAAAGUCACUUGUAUUGUUUUUGCUGUUCUUUUGCCGUUUCUCUCAUGUUUUGCUUCCCAGGAUGUGAUUUAUUUUAAAUGCCAACUGUACAGCUGGUUUUCAUUGUGUCUCUCCUCCUGGGUCGAUGGAAAAGUUUGAGAGAAGUAAAUGCUGCAGAAUUUAUAAAUGUAUUUUUUAUUAAAGAGUUAAUUAUUUUUUA